Salpingoeca rosetta is the source of this 3477-nucleotide messenger RNA. RefSeq lists its product as uncharacterized. The transcript is spliced from 23 exons. The coding region runs from base 151 to 3315 and encodes 1054 amino acids. NCBI's taxonomy places the organism in Eukaryota, Choanoflagellata, Craspedida, Salpingoecidae. The record is from RefSeq and is a predicted model, not a curated record. Gene Ontology annotation, molecular function: protein binding.
UGGUGAUUCCCCCUGCCAACCAGAGAGGAAACCACCAACACCAACAACCAAACACCAGCCAGCCAGCUCCCACCUCGCUCCUGUGUUCCCCUUACCUCUCCUUCUUCGCUCGUUUGUGCUCGCUGACUGCCACACGGAGCACUGCCCACCAUGUCAGAGGAAUUGCCGGGCCUUGACCCAUCAUCUGUGCUCACGCCGGAGGAGGCGGCAGAGGACAUCAACCCGCUUCACUAUGCCGCGGCAAUGGGCGACAAGCAGUCCCUGCAAGGGAUCCUGCGCAUGGCCACCGCAGAUCAGGUCAACAUGUUGGACGUGUACGGCCGCACGGCCCUCGUUUAUGCCGUCGUCUCGGACAAGUUCACCUGCGCAGAAAUGCUCAUCCGCAAAGGCAUCUCCGUUGACACGCCAGAUGGAGAAGGGCGCACGGCACUGCACUGGGCCUGUUUCCACGACAAGCCCAAGAUGGUUAAGCUGCUCCUGGCCAAUGGCGCAGACACUUUCAUUCAGGACAACGACGGGCGCACGUGUGCGCAUCUCGCUUGCAGUGCCAAAUCCGUCAAGUCGUUUAUGGCCGUCGUCAAAGCCCGCGGCGCCGAUCACGACAUUGAUGCGCGGGACAACUGGGGGAUGGCGUGCAUCCACUGGGCGGCGUACGGCGGGAGCGUGGACAUGCUCAAGCACAUCUUGCUCAAGCUCGGUGGCCUUUUCCUCCUCCGCGACCAGGAGGGCAAGAGCCCCGUACAUUGGGCAGCCGGCAGCGGCAACCUCUCCUGUCUGCAGUUUCUCAUCACCUUCUGGAACAGCGGCAAGAACAGACACCCGGACGAGGUUGAUGUUGACAUGGACGUGGUGAACACGGUUGAUCUCGAAGGCCGCGCCCCGCUGCACAUUGCCGUUGCAUCUGGCAACGAGAAGGUCGUCAACUACCUGGCCUCCCUCAACACCAUCUCCAUCAUGCAGCAGGACUCCCUCGGCCGCACGUCACUGCACUGGGCAGCCCACGCCAACCACGCCAAGGCGGCCACCAUCCUCCUGCGCCGUGGCGGCACGCGCCAAUUCUUCACGGCGGACGCGAACGGCGCGUCGCCACUCCACUACGCUGCAAACGAGGGCAACGUGGACGUGGUCGAUGCGCUGCUGGCGUUUGAUGAUGUGCAUGACGUACCAGACACAUACGGCCGGACGGCGCUCAUGGUGGCAGCCAUCACCGGCAACAUCUACAUCGCCCAGUCCAUCAUCCUCUCCCGCAAGUGCGACGUGCUGGCAAAAGACCACGCAGGCAACACGGCGCUGCACGCGGCCGCCUACUACGGCCACCACGACAUCAUCGCCAUGCUCAUUCAUGCGGGUGCGCCUGCCCACGACCCCGACUUCACGGACAAGACGGCGCUGUUCCACGCAACAGAGGCCGGCCACGCGGAGUGCGUGCGUGUGCUGAUGGAGAAUGGGGCUGAUCUGAGUUUCCGUGACGAAGAGGGGCGCUCUCUCCUGCACUGGGCGGCAGUCUCGGGACACACAGACGUUGUGCGAGUGCUGUUGAGCUCGCCCGAGAUUGACGUGGACGCGAAGGACACGAGUCUCCGCACUCCGCUCCACAACGCAACGUUCAUCGGCAACGCCGAGAUUGUCGGGCAGCUGCUCGAUGCCGGUGCGAAUGUGGAUGCGCAGGAUGCAAUGGGCAUUGCCCCGCUGCACUGGGCCGCUUCCCGCGAACUCGUCGACGUCUCAAAGCUGCUGAUUUCGCGUGGCGCAACGGUGAACGUCUCGGAAUACCACGAGGAGAGGUUGACUCCGCUCGACUACGCCAACAUGACGUCGAACAGUGAACUCGUCAAGCUUCUCCGCAAACACAACGCCCUCACCAUUGAGGAAAUCAGGGACCAGGCAGCGCUGCAGCUGCAGGCGUGGUGGAAGGGCCACCAGGCGCGCAUCACCCUCCUGUCGCUCUUCAAGAAACAUCUGGGCGUGGAGGAAUCCAAGGCGGCCAUCGCUCCAAAGAAGGACUUUGAUGGCCAGCGACCCGUCAUGAAAUCGCGAUCCAGCAAGAAGGCAAAGCCAUUGUCGCCCUCUGCGAUUGUACCGAAACACGACCACCUGGAGCCCCUGCGCUACUCCUCCACGCCGAGCGUCACGAAAGAGCCGCUGCCCCAGAAGCGAUCAGGUGUGACGCUGCCGGAGAUCAAAGGCGCAUCACCAUCGCCGUCAAAGGCUUCGCUGCCCAUGCCAUCAUCGUCCUCCCACCACAGCACAUCCUCCCUCAGCGGUGCGACCACCACCACCAGUAGCACUGAUCGUCGUGCACGCCGGCGGGGGAAGACGAAGAGCAACGUGGUGCCGCUGCCCAGCAUCAACCGAACACCAGGGAUGGAGGCACAGCCGCUGUCGUCCGUCGGGAACAACAACAAGUCCUCGCCAACGGGCCGCAGGGGCAGUGUCAGCAAGCUCACGUCCCGCAAGCAGCAGCGUGCCGCGCACAAGCCCGGGAUCCCGUCACUGCCGAUCCGCAACGAGACGCAGGCGCAGGUGCAGCGGGAGCGCUCACGAGUGAAGGACAUUCGCGCAAAGGUCAUGGCCGCACGCGUCAUCCAACGCGCAUUCAGGCGGUGGCUGUUCCAUCCGGAGCGCCAGGUGCCGAGUCCCGUCCACUCGCCGCAGCGCCCGCGGGUGUUUGAGGGCACGGUUGGCUUCUCAGUGGACGAGAACGACAAGCGGCAACAGAUUGCUGCGCUCACCAUCCAGCUCGCCUGGCGCCAGUACAUCGGCAGAAGGGCUGAGCGCGAGGCCCGCCAGACAUCGCUGAACCAGUCGCUCGCGCGGCAGAUGGCGAGGCAGCGGCAGCAGAAGGCCGUCUACGACAGCACCGUGCCCGUCGUCCAGUGGAAGCCGACGCUAGCGCCGAUUGUGCGGCCGCUCGAGUUCCGGUCGCUGCCAUCCCCCGCCGUCACGUCGUUCACAAUGGCGCUCAACACAUACACGCAGCCGUUUGCCGAUAUCCAGCGGCACCGGCUGCAGCGGGCAGAGGAGAUGCUCCGUCUUCGCCAGGAGGACGCCGAGCGACGACUCAUGCAGACCGAGGAGAGGAUGCGCUCCGUGCUGUCUCUCACAGCGCAGCGGCCAAGCACCGCGCUGCUCUAUCCGGUAAUUGAGAGCGACCACGAGGACGCGGUUGCGUAUGAGCAAUUCCAACACGAUCUCCACCAAUCACAACAACAACAACAGCAGCAGCAGCAGCAGCAGCAGCAGCAGCGCCGCACACGUGUGGAUCCGCAUGAAAUUGUCCGCCAAUAUCAGGCCAAGCGGGGCAUUGUUGCGUGACACGCGCUGGUGAAUGGGAUGGUUGCGCGCUCUGGUUGGCCUGCUUCUCGCCGCUUUGCGCUGUUUUGAGCGUUUCUGUUCUUGAAUUGCCCCUUUGCUUGCUUGAUGCCUUGCUUGCUUCCAAUGCUCUGUGUUCUCUUCACCUCUUUAAUCGAUUGUGUU